GUAUGCACUAACAUCCACCUAGAAAAUGGAAGACGAAGAGCUGACAGCUGAGUUGCAAGCUCAGCUGGAUGAAAUACAUGCACUGCAUUACAUCUUCUUCCCAGCUACAGUGCUACAACGAGGAAGGAUACCGCAGCAUAUGCUGGCCGAUGAUAUCUUCCCCGUUGAAGAAUAUGCAUCACUGCUAUCGCAACUAACAGUUCGUACUAGUAUCGAGCUUAACACACACUCCAGUGAUUGUCUUGAUGCAGCAAAUCUGGUAAAAGUGGGCUUUCGAGUGUCGCCAUACCACGGUGAUUACUCGCGAAACCUGGAAAUGCCACAGAGCUUCAUAGAAGUUACAUUCCCACCGGAAUACCCCCAAAACCCACCAGGAUUGUCUAUAGUAAUGAACAUGGCACUGUCACAGACCACAGUACAGGAAGUAGUGCAGCGUAUACAAAAUGUUAUCAGCAAUACUGAUGACGGAGCAUGCGUAUUCAAUGCCACAAUGUGCCUUAACGAAAUGCUAGGCGAUGUACACGCAAAACUGUACAAGCUGUGGGAUGAUACAGGUACCGCACUGGCAAUUACAUUCAGCGAAUCCAUGCGUGAACAAGUGACGGAUAGUGAACGGAAACCAGGAUAUGGAAAUAUAGAUAAAUAUACAAAGUCAGGAUUUGAAUCGCCAAUGUACAGUGGUAGACCCGUAUAUAGCGGGCAACAAAGCGAGAAAACACAAUCAGGGAGUAUGGAUAUGAAUAUUACACCAACAGGGAUUAGAUCAUUUAAUGAUACCACCAUGGUAGAACGAGAAAUGUACUCAUCAAGCGUUGAUAUAGCCGGAUGGUCACUACAGUCACUGAUACAAGCACCGCUGUGGUAUGAAGGUGGACUCAAAAUGAAUGAAGAUAACACAAAAGAUAAUACAGCAUAUAACCUAAGAAGACAGAGGAGCUAUAUAUCCAGUGAAGAGCAAUUGUGGAAGCCAUACGGAAGAACUGAGACACCAGGCAACUUGAUAUCGCAACGGACAUGGUCAUACGAUGAAACACCAGAAUUUCAAAAUGCUAGCAUCGAUCAUAGUUCGGCACAUACCCGCCUUGAUAUUGAUUCCAGCAAUAAGCCAGAACACAACGCAGAAUGCCAACUAGAUCCUGAAACUAGCAUGGCAAUAACAAGGACCAUCACAAUGCUAAGCGCAAUGACAAUGUCAAGCAACAUCGAAAGAUACAGACAAGAUUUUGCAGACGCUAUCACAAUGACACAAACACCAUUCUCAAAGUUCCUAAAAGCAAGGCAUGCACUAGACCAGAAUAUGUAUAUACUGAGAACAUAUGAACUACCCAGCUUCUGUGUCCUUAAAACACAGCGAGAUAUAUCCACACCAAAAGAAGAAAGUGAACAUUUUAAAAUGAGGAGAAAUGUAAUAGUACAACAACUAGUGGCAACAGUAGCGUCACUAGCACGUUUACAACAUAAUAGCCUGGGAAGAUACUACCACUGCUGGGUAGAAAAGGUACAACAACAUGAAAAGGUAAAAGUGCUGAUGCAAAGAGCAGAGGCUUUGACCACAGGAACAGCAAAUGUAGUAACAACGGAACCCGCAGAACAUGAAGCCUUAGAGCUAUGGAUGCACGACAUGCUGCUGAAAGGUAAUAACCUAGACGAUCCAGGAUACAUAGAAUUCCUACUUGAUGAAGCUGUAAUCAGACGCAGGUUGUAUAUACAAAUGGAACAUUGCGAUGGGAAAACAUUAAAUCGAGUGAUACAAACAGAUGGACUCUACAAAAAUCCACAAUUAAUAUGGACAUUCACACGACACCUACUUGAUGUACUCGCAUAUCUACACAGUAACAACGCAUACCACCAAGCACUGUCACUAAAAAAUGUAAUCGUAUAUUCAAAUGCACAAGGAGCUGGAGUCAAAGUAUGCGAGUUCGGAGUAGCACGACUACUCAGACAGUUCUGCCAUAAGGACUUCUUCUGCCUCCAUAACAAGUGUAAAUGUAGGGAUUACAGUAAACAACUGAGUCGAGAACUGUUUGCAUACCACCCGUUGGCGUUCGGUGUAGAGCCUAUAGACUACGAAGAAAUGGAGAAUUGCUCAGAUGUUGAGGCACAACAGGAAGAUAUGUUCGCACUAGGAGUGCUGCUAUUCAGAAUGUGGCACCCGCCACUAGAGGAAAAACAAUUCAAAGAAAUGUUCACUACAGUUAUUAAUACACAAAAAUUCCCACCAUACUUCUCACAUUCGACACCAAACAUUAUACUGAAAACGAUACUGAGGCUAGUUAGCCCAGGACGCAAACCAACAGCAGUUGAACUACUAAGCGAAACAUUGGUGCCACCAGUAAUGAACAGUGACCUGUACAACCAAUACCUAAGAAGACUACAAAACCCAAGCUCAGAAGAAGCAGUGGGUGCACUCAAGUUCAUGUUGAAAAGAGGUUGGAAGGCAGAUGUUACAAGACUUAGAGCGGAUGUACCCAUCAAGGAAAUUGUUGUCAUGGCAGCAGUAAUAGAAGGACUUGAAACAUUCAUGAGAAAAAGAUCAGUAAUCGUGGAGUCACCACAAGUACUAUACCCAGUCACACAAAACACAGAACGUAACGGUAUAGUCACAGUAUUAGAUGAAACGAAUACCCUGCUGAAACUACCAAAUAACAUUAUCAAGGCAGUUGAAGAAAACUUGAAGUAUAUCACCAACAAUGAAUACAGAUUAUACUACAGAUGCUUCAAUGUAACGCAAAUAUACACUAAACAUGGGACUAAAAUAGCAGCAAUGUAUAGUUGCGUGCUACCACCAAGUAAACAACAAAUGACAUAUACACAACUGGGAAUUAAAAGAACAAAAGGAGCGAUGCCUGUACCAGAAGCGAAACAACGCCAAAUAGGUAUAGAAUGCGAUGUUAUCAACACCGCUAUGGAGUCAUUGAAGUCAUUGCCAUUGGGGGAAAACAUAACCAUGGUAAUACAACUACCACCACUAGUGGUAGUGUUCAUCGCAUUGGCAUUCAGUACCGAUAUAGAAAAGGCACAUCACAUAUACACUAACCUGGCAAUCAUGGACGUUAACCAAUUUACACUCUCGAAACUACUGAACGACCUAAAUGUAUGCAAUGACACAGUUGAUGAAAAACUAGUUGCUACCAUGGCAGAUAUACUAAGACGCAGACAAACAUUACCAGAAGCACUACUCCAAAUGCAAGCGAUAGUGACAUCAACCACAAGAAGCUUCGAUACCCACUUGGCAGACAUGUUCAAAAAAGUAGAAGCACAAUUAACCAUAUUCUUCCCUGAUAACUUAUGCGCAUGCAACUACAGAGUCUGCAACCGUAAGGAUCAAACAAACGAUAACACAGAUAUGUUGGCAACCAGUAUAUACCUAAACCAAGAACAGUACCUCACAGGAAUGCUACAUCUCCUGGGAAUAGCCAUCAUGAUAAAGGAUAUGCAACCUGAAAACAAAAUAUAUAUGGAUUUUAUAACAGAAUCACAAGUAGCCUCGCUUUGCGAAGGAUCUAUAGAUUACCCAAUGUUCGCUGGAUACAUAGAGCAACCAACAAAAAAAAUAGUAGUUAUUGGAGGUACUGUCAUCAAUGAUGAUGGACAGCAACACUGCUACGCAGAGUAUAUUCUAGAAACAUUAUGCAAUGCCGUUAGACCAAGACCAUAUGAUGUGGAUUCCAAUGAUAACAAGGGAAUCCAAGUGGUAGAUGUGGUCAUCACUUCAUGUAGCGUCAAACUAUUGCCAGCAGCCAUGGCACUGGCAAACAGAUUGAUAGACACAGGACUCAGCUGCGAUUGCAGAGCACUUCCGCUUAUACAUACAGACCAUUUCAACGAUAGAAUCAAAAGAGCGGGGAGCGUAAAAAUGAGAGUACAUCUACAGUCAAGUGGUACCACGACGCCAAAUGUGACUGUAAAUGACCAAGGAACAAUAUCAAACAACGAAAUGGUUACAUCAGAUUCGUGGCAUGAUGAUAGAGAAUGGGACGAUACAGGAGAUUUGCAACCAAUGGAUACAUGGCAAUCAAAACUUGAUGUAACAAAUAAAAAGAAUAAAGGAAAUAUACCAAACGCAGAUUAUGAACUAAUUAACGAUACAAAAAAACAAACCAGCGGAACAAUUGAAUAUGAAGAUGAUAAGAUGUUUACAGGAAUAUCGUUCCAAGUGGAACCGCUAAAGGAUAAAUAUGGACAUACCAGGAAGAUAGACAGCCUACCAACACUAGUGAGAUAUUUAAAGUCGCUGUUAUCACGAGAUAAUAAAACAACUAACGAAUAAAACGCAAAGCUACUUUAAUGUAGUUACAAC
Molecule: messenger RNA, 4300 nt
Organism: Babesia bovis T2Bo
Lineage: Eukaryota; Apicomplexa; Aconoidasida; Piroplasmida; Babesiidae
Product: Protein kinase domain family protein
Exons: 1
Coding region: 26-4270 (1414 amino acids)
Biological process (GO): protein phosphorylation
Cellular component (GO): cytosol
Molecular function (GO): protein binding; eukaryotic translation initiation factor 2alpha kinase activity; ATP binding
Source: RefSeq, a predicted model, not a curated record